Molecule: messenger RNA, 2007 nt
Organism: Chlorocebus sabaeus (green monkey)
Lineage: Eukaryota; Metazoa; Chordata; Mammalia; Primates; Cercopithecidae
Gene: MS4A2
Product: membrane spanning 4-domains A2
Biological process (GO): cell surface receptor signaling pathway
Cellular component (GO): plasma membrane; external side of plasma membrane; Fc-epsilon receptor I complex
Source: RefSeq, a predicted model, not a curated record
UUUUCUUAUUUCAUAUGAGUCUUUAUUUAGUAGACUUCUCCAUUUUUCUAUUCAUUACAAGUAAAAGCCUGUUGAUCUUAAUCAGCCAGGAAACUUAUCUGUCUGGCAAAUGACAUAUGUAUAAAGAUAAUCAUCAAUGUCAUGAGGUAACCCAUUUCAACUGCCUAUUCAGAGCAUGCAGCAAGAGGAAAUCCACCAAGUCGCAAUAUAACAAUAUUCUUUACUCCUGGAUAGCUCAGUUAAUGAAAAAAUGGACACGGAAAAUAGUAGGAGAGCAAAUCUUUCUCUCCCACAAGAGCCGUCCAGUGUGCCUGCAUUUGAAGUCUUGGCAGUAUCUCCCCAGGAAGAAUCUUCAGGCGGACUAUCGAAGUCGGCCUCGUCCCCACCACAGCAUACAUGGCUGACAGUUUUGAAAAAAGAGCAGGAGUUCUUGGGGGUAACACAAAUUCUGAUCGGUAUGAUAUGCCUAUGUUUUGGAACAGUUGUCUGCUCUGUACUUGAUAUUUCACACAUUGAGGGAGACAUUUUUUCAUCAUUUAAAGCAGGUUAUCCAUUCUGGGGAGCCGUAUUUUUUUCUAUUUCUGGAAUUUUGUCAAUUUUAUCUGAAAGGAGAAAUGCGACAUAUCUGGCGAGAGGAAGCCUGGGAGCAAACACUGCCAGCAGCAUAGCUGGGGCAACAGGAAUUACCAUCCUGAUCAUCAACCUGAAGAAGAGCUCGGCUUAUAUCCAUAUCCACAGUUGCCAGAAAUAUUUCGGGACCGAAAAGUGCUUUAUGGCUUCCUUUUCCGCUGAAAUGGUAGUGAUGAUGCUGUUUCUCACCAUUCUGGGACUUGGUAGUGCUCUGUCACUCACCAUCUAUGGAGCUGGGGAAGAACUCAAAGGAAAUAAGGUUCCAGAUGAUCGUGUUUAUGAAGAAUUAAACAUAUAUUCAGCUAUUUACAGUGAGUUGGAAGAUCGAGGGGAAGUGUCUCCUCCCACUGAUUUAUAAGAAUCACAUGUCCAGAACACUCUGAUUCACAGCCAAGAAUCCAGAAGGCCAAGGUCUUGUUAAGGGGCUACUGGAAAAAUUUCUAUUCUCUCCACAGCUUGCCAAUUUUACAUUAGAUUUAUUCGCCAGAUGAGAAUAUUUUGUUUUUGUUGCUUCUGUUCCCCUUAAUAUUCUCCUUCCAUUUGUAGAUAUGAUAGACUCCUAUUUUUCUUGUUUUAUAUUAUGACUUCAUACACCUCUCUGCUGGAAAGUCAACAUGUAAUAAGCGAGAUUUAACUGUUUGAUUAUAACUGUGCAAAUACAGAACACAAGAAGGCUGGCUGAAAGUUGAGUUAAACUUUGACAGUUUCAUAAUAUUUGGUUCUUAGGGUUUUUUUUUUUUUUUUUUUUUUUUUUUUAGCAUUCCUAAUAGUUACAGUUGGGCAUGGUUUGUACCACCCACCCAUACCCACACAGUCACACACACAUAUAUAUAACUUACACUAUAUAUAACUUUCUAUGCAAAUAUUUUACCACCAGUCAAUAAUACAUUCUUGCAAUGUAUUGCAUGAAGUUUUAUAAAAAUCUGUAUAAUUGCCUAAAUCACCAGCACAUUCACUGACAUGGUAUUAUUAGAUAAUGUUUGCAGAUUGAUAAGUAGGAAGUGGGGAAUUUUAUUAAGUUACCCAUUGUCUGGGGAGGUAGAUUGGUAAAAACAGGGAAAUUGUAAGUGGAGAGAUCAUUUAGUGAGACAUUUGUGAAAACAAGAAGAAUAAAUUAAGACCUGAGCUGAAACAAAGUGAGUGGAAAUGGAAAUAAUGGUUAUAUCUAAAACGUGUAGAAAAAGAGGAACUGGUAGACUUUGUUAACAAAUUAAAGAAUAAAGUUAGACAAGCAACUGGUUGACUAAUACAUUAAGUGUUUGAGUCUAAGAUGAAAGGAGAACACUGGUUAUGUUGAAAAAAAUGAUAAAAAGGACUAGGCACGGAGGCUCACGCCUGUAAUUCCAGCGCUUUGGGAGGCCGAGGCAGGCAGAUCAC